AUGAUAGAUCCAUUGAUAGAUCCACCCAGCACUAGUAUGAUAGAUCCAUUAAUAGAUCCACCCAGCACUAGUAUGAUAGAUCCAUUGAUAGAUCCACCCAGCACUAGUAUGAUAGAUCCAUUAAUAGAUCCACCCAGCACUAGUAUGAUAGAUCCAUUAAUAGAUCCACCCAGCACUAGUAUGAUAGAUCCAUUAAUAGAUCCACCCAGCACUAGUAUGAUAGAUCCAUUGAUAGAUCCACCCAGCACUAGUAUGAUAGAUCCAUUAAUAGAUCCACCCAGCACUAGUAUGAUAGAUCCAUUAAUAGAUCCACCCAGCACUAGUAUGAUAGAUCCAUUAAUAGAUCCACCCAGCACUAGUAUGAUAGAUCCAUUAAUAGAUCCACCCAGCACUAGUAUGAUAGAUCCAUUAAUAGAUCCACCCAGCACUAGUAUGAUAGAUCCAUUAAUAGAUCCACCCAGCACUAGUAUGAUAGAUCCAUUAAUAGAUCCACCCAGCACUAGUAUGAUAGAUCCAUUAAUAGAUCCACCCAGCACUAGUAUGAUAGAUCCAUUAAUAGAUCCACCCAGCACUAGUAUGAUAGAUCCAUUGAUAGAUCCACCCAGCACUAGUAUGAUAGAUCCAUUAAUAGAUCCACCCAGCACUAGUAUGAUAGAUCCAUUAAUAGAUCCACCCAGCACUAGCAUGAUAGAUCCAUAA
Homarus americanus (American lobster) is the source of this 699-nucleotide messenger RNA. RefSeq names its product gibberellin-regulated protein 14-like. NCBI's taxonomy places the organism in Eukaryota, Metazoa, Arthropoda, Malacostraca, Decapoda, Nephropidae. Bases 1 to 699 code for a protein of 232 amino acids. The transcript has a single exon. The record is from RefSeq and is a predicted model, not a curated record.